Molecule: messenger RNA, 1206 nt
Organism: Python bivittatus (Burmese python)
Lineage: Eukaryota; Metazoa; Chordata; Lepidosauria; Squamata; Pythonidae
Source: RefSeq, a predicted model, not a curated record
AUGUCUGGAAGAAAGAUUCAGGAAGAAGAUGAUCCACCUGACAUACCAGAUGGACUCUGCUUUAAAAAAUCCUUGAAACUGUUUCAGAAACUGGUUGACACAACAGUUGCUCAGAAAAGGGAGGAAAGAUUAGGCUCACGUGUACAAGAUGCUGAGGAAAUGGAUUAUGACAAAUUCUUUGAUGCAGUAAAGAAUCUUUUUGGUCCAGAUGUGAAAGCCCAAGAUGUCAAAACCUUCUAUAGGAAGAUUAGCAACAACCCAGAUGGACGGACAGAAUGGUGUGAGAUCUUUGGAUAUUAUAUGGUGGAGGGUGAUGCUCUUGCUGCCCAACUUGAUGAAGAAAAUAUGGUUUUCCUGGUAUCCAAAAAGCAACGGAUUACGAAAGCAGGAGUCAAGAGAAGUGAUGUAAUAAAAUGCAUGACAAAGGUAUCUCAACUUGAUUUUUUGGUAACAGCAUCUCAGAAAGGAAUGUUGUCUAUUUUUUCCAGCCAGAUGCGGAUCCUAGCAAGCACCAGCAUCCCAGAUACUCCCUGGAUCACUGGGUGUGAUUACAUUGGACAACUCAAGCGUGUUGUUGCUGUGACAGAAAGAACUAUCAUCAUAUGGGAUUAUAAAACACAAGGGAAUGCCCUGGAUAACUGCUUUAUAAUCAAACCCAUGGAACAUUGCCUCCUCACUGUUUCUGCCAUUCCUCGCCCAUCAGAACUGCUAAUGAAGGAUGACAUCUUACUGGGGGAUGAUGGUGGAUAUGUCACUUUGUUUACAAUGACCAGUGAUGACUUUGGUCUCAAACAAACUAAAUCUAAAAAGAAUUUGCAAAUAGUGAUUUUAGAUUCUAGGAAAUUCAAAAGCAUUAAACGCAAACUGCAUGAUGACUGGGUUGUAAAAGUAAAAUACAUUCCAGCUUUGAAUUGUUUUGGUUCCUGCUCACUGGAUAGCAAUCAUUCACUGGUUUUGGAUGACCUGAAAAGACUUGAAGACAAUGUGCCUGUCAGGGAUUUUUCAGUACCAAGGGGAGUUAAUGCUUUCACGUAUUGUGGAAAAGCUAAUAUUGUUGUUACAGGAGGAGAUGAUAAAAUUCUUCGUUUAUGGCAUCCAAACAUCAACACCAAGCCAGUGGGGAAACUGAUGGGACAUUUAUUUACUAUCACGGAGAUUGUCACCAAUGAAAAAGAUCAACAUAUUAUCAGCCUUUCUACUGCAAAG